AUGCCUGAUGAUCAUAACGGGGAAGACUCGAAGACUGCCUUAGAAGAACAUCUCAGGCUGACUAGAGAAGCGAUUUGCGACAAAACUUUCGCUGGAGGAGAUGAACAAACAAGUAAAAGCGAUGGAAAAGAUCGCACAAAAGAUAGAGGAAAAACAUAUCGCCGAGGGGAUUUUCGCUCUGUAGCGAGUAAGAACUUAGAAGCGAAUAAACGCAUCAUCAGUACUCUCAACGACAAGUUAGCGGAGCGUGAGCUAGAUAAUUUCCAGCUGAAGGUUAAAAUAACUAAAUUGUCCUCUGAGCCACAGCGCGCACUUACAAGUUCACAUUUGGGAUGUCAAGCCGCACCUGCGGUAUCAAGCGUUGAGUCUCAGACGGACGAAAUUGAUCUCGAGCAUGCUUUCAUAGCAGCAGGGACCAAGGAGAUCGCAUUGAGAAGGCACGAAGCAUCCGAGAAAGACGACUCGCUUGUUCUGUUAUACGAGGAUGGACCGAACGAAGAGGAACCAGUGAGCGAUGAAGAAUAUUUAGGUCGCUUAAGCGAAGCCGAAGGUAUAGGGGAACCCGAAAAGGAGCUGGAAAAGGAGACUGACGAAGACGAACAAGUACGAAGAAAACAAGAAGAGUGCAGGAUGCUUUUGGACGAGAUCGAUGACCUCGAUCAAAUCAUACAUGUGUACUCGUAUAGGUACUCAUGUACAAGUACUUUGUGCUUUUUGUAA
Messenger RNA from Cylicocyclus nassatus, 720 nucleotides. The record is from the annotation of a GenBank genome assembly. NCBI's taxonomy places the organism in Eukaryota, Metazoa, Nematoda, Chromadorea, Rhabditida, Strongylidae.